AUGGAUGUGAAACGUCAACUAGUUUUGAAUUUGCACAAAAAAGGUUUGCGACAAGUUGAUAUUUUUCGGAAGCUUCAGAGCGAAAAUAUCAAUUUGAGAUUUAUUCAGCGCACCAUAAAACGAUACAAGGAACAUGAGACAGUCGAUGUGAAGCGAAAACUGGGCAGAAAAAAAUCCGUUAGAACAAAAGAUCUGGUCAAAAAGGUACGAGACAAAAUUCGUCGAAAUAACAAAAGAAGCGCUAGAAUCUUGGCUCGUGAGCACAAUAUCAGUCGAUCUUCAAUGCGACGAGUGUUGAAAGAAGAUUUGGGAGUUAAACCAUUUAAAAAAACACGAAAACACGGCUUGACAAUCAAAAAUAAGCAAGAUAGAAAGCAAAAAUGCAAAGAACUGCUACGCCGGCGCGCAACCUCAAACAUUGUUUUUUUCAGACGAAAAGUUGUUUCUUUUGCAGCCAAGUCUCAUGCGCAAAAUGAUCGCGUGUAUGCAGCGUCAAUUAAGGACAUUCCUGAAGAUGAUUUAGUCGUUGAACGAUUUCAAAAUGUGUCGAGUGUUAUGGUUUGGGCCGCCGUUUUUGCCGGCCACAAAUUUCCCCUUGUUUUCGUUGAAAAAGGCGUUAAAAUUAACGCAGCUGUGUAUGAAGAAGAAAUAUUGCGCAAAAACUUGUUGCCACAUGCCGAAGCUGUGUAUGAAGAAGAAAUAUUGCGCAAAAACUUGUUGCCACAUGCCAAAGCUGUGUUUG
This is a messenger RNA of Contarinia nasturtii (swede midge), 742 nucleotides long. RefSeq lists its product as uncharacterized. The transcript has a single exon. Gene Ontology annotation, molecular function: nucleic acid binding. The record is from RefSeq and is a predicted model, not a curated record. Lineage: Eukaryota; Metazoa; Arthropoda; Insecta; Diptera; Cecidomyiidae. The annotation marks the transcript as partial.